AUGGGCACAGCUUGGAAUGACGCCUCCCGACUGGCCACGGAUUUCGUGUCGCAGCUAAGCACCGCCGAAAAAGUGGGCAUCGUCACGGGAAACUACCUUACUCCGGGUCUGGACUGCGUAGGCUCAAUUGGCGCUAUUGAGAGACUUGGAUUCCACGGUAUCUGCUUGUCAGAUGGACCGAGUGGUUAUUCGCGAGCAGACGGCGUUAGCGUGUUUCCUUCUGGAAUCACCACGGCAGCUACAUGGGAUAAGGACCUCAUGUAUUUGCGCGCUGUCGCUCUAGGAGAGGAGUUCAGAGAAAAAGGAUCACACGUCCAUCUAGGACCGUCUUCAGGGCCUAUGGGCCGUCACGCCCGCGGAGGCCGCAACUGGGAGGGUUUUGGCCCUGACCCUUACCUGGCAGGCAUCGCCAUGAAUGCUUCGGUCUGGGGCAUUCAAUCUGUCGGCGUACAAGCCUGUUCGAAGCAUUACAUUGGAAACGAACAAGAAACCCAACGAUCCUCCACUGUUAACGAGAACGGGGUAACGACUGAAGCCAUCUCUGCCGACAUUGACGACCGCACCUUGCACGAGUUGUACCUAUGGCCCUUUGCAAAUGCUGUAAAGGCUGGGACAGCGAGUGUCAUGUGUUCCUACAACCGGGUCAACGGAAAUUAUUCUUGCGCAAACUCCGAGAUGAUGUCCAUUCUCAAGGACGAGCUGGCGUUUCCAGGCUAUGUUGUGUCCGAUUGGUCUGCAACUCACGACACGCUGGGCCCCGCUAAUGCCGGGCUCGACAUGGAAAUGCCUGGCAACAUACCCUUGGCUGGACCCCAUUAUUUUGGCGAUUCGCUGCUGUACGCAGUCGGAAAUGGUUCCGUGUCUAUGGACCGUCUUACAGACAUGGCCGAAAGAGUCAUGAGACCCUACUUUCUUCUCGGUCAAGACAGCGACUUCCCGUCUGUCGACCCAUCUGCCGGCGCUGUGUUUUGGACUUAUCAAUACGGGCAUCGGAUCCCAACGCCAGGAGGCCUCUAUCCGGCAGUCGAAGCCCGCGACGUCCGCAGAGAACACGCAGCGCUCAUCCGGACCUUGGGUGCUGCGGGAACAGUUCUCUUGAAGAACACAAACGGUACUUUGCCUCUGAAAAACAUGACCAACGUCGGUGUUUUCGGAAACGACGCCCCUUACCCGUCCAAGGGCUCAGUGUACCUCGACCUCAGCCAGUCUUUGGGUUUCGAUAUGGGUACUCUCGAUAUCGGCGGUGGCUCCGGCACCGUUCGGCACACGAACUUGGUGGCACCCUUUGAUGCUAUUCGGAACCAUGUCGAGUCCAUGGGUGGGCGAGUACAAGCAAUCUUCGACAAUGAGGAAUUGGUUGACGACCGCUUCAGGACAAUCUACCCAGUUCCCCAAGUCUGUUUGUUGUUUCUCAAAUCGUUCGCUACUGAGGGCAAAGACAGGGAUUCCGCCGAACUCCAGUGGAAUGCGACAAAGGCUGUUGAAAACACGGCGGCAAUUUGCCCAAACACAGUUGUCAUCGUCCAUGGGCCUGGCGUUGUUCUUAUGCCGUGGGCAGACAACCAAAACGUUACAGCCAUUCUUGCAGCGCAUUAUCCUGGAGAACAGACGGGAAACUCAAUUGUCGAUGUACUCUGGGGCGCUGCCGAGCCGUCCGGCCGGCUUCCAUACUCAAUCCCAAAGAACGAGUCAGAGUAUGGUCCGGAUAUCGUCAAUUUGACAGCGCCAGUAUCUGAUCCAAACGAAUGGCAUUCGGCCUUCACCGAGGGCCAGAUGAUUGACUAUCGACAUUUCGACCAAAACAACAUCGCGCCACUGUACGAGUUUGGCUUCGGGCUAUCCUACACAGAGUUCGACAUGGACGAAAGUCUAGCCGUUAAUGUCAGUCGCGGGUUGUCUGCUAUUGCAAAUGCUUCCAACGGGAUCGAACCUGGCGGGUUGAGUGAUCUAUGGGAACAAGUGGCCACGGCAACAGUCGGAAUCAAGAACGUGGGAGGUUCGAAGGGCUCUGCCGUGCCUCAGCUUUAUCUGUCUUUCCCCCAGAACACAACGCCAGAGGGCACGCCAGUAAAGGUUCUCCGAGGGUUCGAAAAGGUGCGUCUUGAUCCUGGAGAGUCGCAGACAGUGGUGUUUUCACUCGCGAGAAGAGAUCUGAGCUUUUGGAACACCAAGGAACAGAGGUGGACUAUUCCGGAAGGGAGCUUCCAAUUCAAGGCCGGAUUCAGCUCCAAGGAUAUCAGGGCUGGUGCUAGUGUCCAGGUGCUUUCUUAG
Messenger RNA from Colletotrichum destructivum, 2271 nucleotides. Its product is annotated as Putative glycoside hydrolase, family 3, glycoside hydrolase family 3 domain, immunoglobulin. NCBI's taxonomy places the organism in Eukaryota, Fungi, Ascomycota, Sordariomycetes, Glomerellales, Glomerellaceae. Gene Ontology annotation, molecular function: beta-glucosidase activity. The record is from RefSeq and is a predicted model, not a curated record. Bases 1 to 2271 code for a protein of 756 amino acids. Gene Ontology annotation, biological process: glucan catabolic process. The transcript has 2 exons.